AUGUCAUUAUUCGGCAAUCUGGGCAAUAACGCCCAGCAGCAGUCCUCUGGUACUUCGCUGUUCGGCAAUGCAAACAACAACAACAAUACUCAACCCUCGCAACCUGCCCAGUCGACCUCGCUAUUUGGCCAGGCCCAGCCCGCGCAAUCAAAUACCACUCCCUCACUCUUCGGCGGCGCAACACAGCAGAACCAACAGAACCAGUCCCAACCCCAGCCGAGUGCUCCAUUCGGAACUGUUGCGACUCCCUCUCUUUUCGGCGCAUCUGCUCAGCAGCCUCAACAACAACAGCAACAGCAGUCUGGAGGCAUGUUCGGCUCUACUAACAACAACGCUCAAACCCAGCAAAAUGCGAGUCUCUUCGGAAAACCUGCCCAGCAGACGAACAGUCUGUUCUCGCAACCAACCAAUGAACCAAACCAGCAACAGCAGCCUGGCAUGUUUGGAACCAACAAUGCAAACUCUCUGAGCGCUUCCCUGCUCAGUGCUUCUAUGUCCGCCUUACCUUCGGCUCUCGUGAACAAGCCUACUACCAUCGGCUUCAAUCAGCAGUCUAUGGCUCCCCCACGCGACAAGACCAUUCCCCAGCAGAUCGAGGCCAUCUCUCAAAAGUGGAAUCCCGAAACUGCAGAAUGCCUCAUGCAACACUACUUCUACGUCCAAGUACCUCCGGAACAGACCCCCUUCAUUAGCAUGCCACCGAACGCCGACGAACGCGAAUGGGAAAAAGCUUUGCGCAACAAGCCUACACCAGGAUCCGUACCCGUCAUCGCAAAAGGAUUUGAGGCUCUGGGUACGCGCCUGAAGACACAAGUUGAAGCAGUCAAGCAACUACAGAUGCGCCUGCACGAGAUGAACAACAGUCUGGGAGCCAUGAUGCAAAAGCACGAAUUGGUAUUGAGUGUCAGAGCAGCGGAAGCAAAGAGGAAGCACAUUGUCUUUGACCCAGCCUUCUCGGGCAGAGAAGAGGAGAUCUGGGCACGCAUGGUGGCCAUACGGGAGAGAACGAGAUGGUUGCAGGAAGAGAGCGAGAAGCUCGGCCGCCAGGCAACUGGAGAGAAUGGCGGACUGGAUGAGCAGGUGAUUGAAAAGACCAAGAAGAUCCUUCAAGACUACGACACACAGAUCCAGCACUUGCGCAAAGAGCUGGAUCAGAUCAAGAAGGAGUAUGAAGAAUGGGAGGCUGCUAGCAAGCCCAGCAAGUGA
Molecule: messenger RNA, 1206 nt
Organism: Aureobasidium musti
Lineage: Eukaryota; Fungi; Ascomycota; Dothideomycetes; Dothideales; Saccotheciaceae
Source: the annotation of a GenBank genome assembly